This is a messenger RNA of Anopheles funestus (African malaria mosquito), 5020 nucleotides long. RefSeq names its product protein hunchback (gene hb). The transcript has a single exon. Gene Ontology annotation, biological process: regulation of transcription by RNA polymerase II. Gene Ontology annotation, molecular function: DNA-binding transcription factor activity, RNA polymerase II-specific; RNA polymerase II transcription regulatory region sequence-specific DNA binding. Bases 447 to 2723 code for a protein of 758 amino acids. The record is from RefSeq and is a predicted model, not a curated record. Lineage: Eukaryota; Metazoa; Arthropoda; Insecta; Diptera; Culicidae.
CCCCCCACUCAUCCAAAUGUAACAACAAAACAGCAGCAAAUAAAAAGCAUGAUGAAAAUAAAAAUAAUCACCCAUGAUGGUGAAGGAUGCUGUGGGUGGAACAAGCUGCAUGUUUUUUCCCUUCAUAUCCAUUCUUCCAUCCAUCGGUUUUUCCCCUAUGGGAAAGGGACAUUUAAUUUUGGGGGAUUUUUCUCCCUCACAUUUGACCGUUGUUUUUCCCUUUACGUUGUUGUGCGUAUGUGUGUGUGCGCCAAAAAGAGGGCUUUUUUGCUAUGUGUGCGCGUCAGUCAUACAUUGUAGCGAGGGGAGAAAGUGAACGAAAUCGUCCUAUCCGCUACUAGGGGUGGUUUGCUGACUAAUAAAAGCACACGCGCACACACACACACACUGACGCGGAUCGGCGCCCAUUAUGUGAAAGGGGAAGAGAACGAAGAAAAAAACACUACAUGAAAACAGCAUGGCAUGUUUUACUGAUGGUUUCCUAUUUUUUUUUGCUUUCCCCCCUUUUGAAUAAAAGAAUGCAGAUCGAUACCGGAAUUUCGAUGGCGGCUACACAGCAACCACCACAGCAAUCGGCAGAUCAGCAGCAACAGCAGCAGCAGCAACAGCAGCAGCAGCAGACUGUAACACCGAAUGGUGGUUGGUUUGAUUUAACGAUCAAAUCGGAACCACUCGACUAUCAUCCACAUCAUCACCCGCUGCAGCAUCAUCACCAUCAUCAUCAUCACCAUCAUCCACAUCUGCAUCAUCAUCAGCGGCAGGCGCAACAAGACACAACGCUCCUUUCCAGUGAUGCACACUCGAACCCAACGUCACCACAGAGCGUGGACAGUAUGGACUCGCUGAGCGGCAAGAGUGGUUUCUUCGAGGCGAAAGGAACGACAAGCAUGAUGGCGGGUGGAUACAACCCACUUGGCUUUAAUCCACUAACACCACCGGGAUAUUCCGGGCUGCUGAUCCAGCCACCAACAUCAGCUCAGCAUCAGCUACCCACGCAGCAACAGCGUCUAGCAACGCCGAACCGUAUGUACGGUGGUAAUGGAAGUGGUGGCAAGGUUGAUCUUGCCUCACUGACACCAACGCACACACCACCGAUGGACGUAACUCCGCCGAAAUCUCCCAAAGAACCACUGGAGACACCCACCAAGGAGGAAGAACCAGGCUCAGACUGUGAGGACGUAUCGUACGAUGGAAGCGAAGAUGAGGAAGGCAUCCGCAAACCAAAGGUGAACUCACACGGCCAGGUUAAGAAGUUCCGUUGCAAGCAGUGUGAGUUUAUAGCCGUUACCAAGCUCAGCUUUUGGGAGCAUACCCGGUCCCACAUAAAGCCGGAAAAAAUGCUCACCUGUCCGAAGUGUCCGUUCGUGACGGAGUAUAAGCAUCAUCUGGAGUACCAUCUGCGGAACCACCAGCGUUCGAAACCAUUCCAGUGCCCGAAGUGUAGCUACAGUUGCGUUAACAAGUCGAUGCUAAAUUCGCACAUGAAAUCACACUCGAAUGUGUUCCAGUACCGGUGUGCCGAUUGUAACUACGCUACGAAGUAUUGCCAUUCGCUUAAGUUGCAUCUGCGCAAGUACGCCCACAAGCCGGACGUGGUGCUCAAUCUGGAUGGUACACCGAAUCCGCUGCCCAUCAUCGAUGUGUAUGGUACGAGACGUGGUCCAAAGGCGAAACCUCAGAAGAAUGCUGAUAAGUUUCUGGUGAAACAGGAACAGCCUCAUCAGCAACAAGCACAGCACCAGCAACAGUUACAGCAAUAUUCUAACAACCAGCAAGAAUCCCCAAGCGGCAUGGUGCCGAACUCUGGAGAUCAAUCAACACCUCUAACGCCGCUCAACCAACAGGGCAUGACAACUACCCCAACGACACAUUUUACGCCUCCCGGAAGUGGUCAGACGAAUGGGCUAAUGCGGAAUCUCUUCCCACACCAGCUGUUCCCGAACCCGUUGGCGCACAUGUUCAAGAGUGCCGCUGCCAACGGUAACUUGCCACUGUUCCCGUACCUGAACCUCAACUUCCAGAUGUUUGCCGACCAGCAAGCAGGGCUGUCACAGCUUUCGCCGAGAAGCUUCCAGCAGAACCUGAUGAAUCAGCUGACCGGAGAAAAGCUGAACGGUAGUGCCAGCAGUGGUUCCGACCACGAUAAUGAUCUCUCCGUGAAGACUACCUCGAGCGGUGGUUCGCUUGGGGAGGAACUCCUGAAACAGAUCACGGCUGCUGCCGCGGACAGUUCGGCCUCUGCUGCGGGACGGAACACAGCCUCCCUGGAGGAUAGUGAAUCGGAAACGGCUUCUGCAUUGCUUCAAGCAACGUUCGAUGAAUUCCAACCUACGGUAUCGUCCAAUAACCCCCGAACGCCUUCGACCACGGGUAAAGGUGAGCGAAGCCGCCGAAAGGGACGUGCCUUCAAGCUGGAGCGUCUCACCGAACCGGCUACAUCUUCGGCCGGUUCGACCGAUAUGGAUACGCACUACGACGAGGAACCGGCGGUGACAACGCCUGCUGGAAUUGUUGGAGCUGUAGCUACACGGGAUAUAUCCGUCACGCCCAAGGAACGAUCGCUAGAGUGUAAGUACUGCGACAUUACGUUCCGGGACGAUGUACUGUACACGAUCCACAUGGGAUACCACGGGUAUGACGAUGUGUUCAAGUGUAAUAUGUGUGGCGAGAAGAGUGAGGAUCGUAUCGGGUUCUUCCUGCAUAUUGCCCGCAAGGCUCACUGAUGUAAUACGGGCGGCAGUAAUCGUCGAUGGUGGCGUACCGAAUUUGCGAUCGAAGAACAAAUGGCACACGUCCAUGCGGGACACUCUACCUGAUAAGUAUUUAUUUAUUUGUUGCAUGUGGAUAGUAGGGCAUGCAUGCAAAAAUGUGAAGGACACUAGGAAUGAUAUCCAACGGUUUUUAUUGGGAAUUCUUCCCAAUUCUUGGAUGUAUGUAUGUUUUUUUUUCGCAAUGGCAGAAGCUAGUCGCCGUACGUUGUAGAACGUUAUAGAAGAAGGCAAAAGGGUAAGAUUCCAAGGUUUUUGAUUAAAUGUUAUAUAGCUGCCCAAACAAUCCAAAGACUGAGAUGGAAAGAUGUAGAAAAGCAUAAGACGAAGAAGAAGAGGAACUUAGGCAGAAAAUAGAAAGUUGACUAAAUAUAGUGGGUAAGAUAAAACAACACGAGCAAAGAAUCAAAGAUAUUCGCGUAGAAGCGAUUAAUACAGUAAGCUUUUUUUUUGCUAACACAUAAGAGAUUGUUACGAACUUCUUUAGGGUAGAACUUUAGGAUUAUUUAUACUGGUUGAAGGUGCAUAUAAUAAAGAAACACAUAUUAAAUACAACGUCUCUUAGUUGUUAUUCCUUAACGUACAUUCCAGAUUUCUUUUAAAGGUUAGUUAUAUGAACUUGAAGUUUACAGCUAAUUAUCACGAUCGUCAUCAGUAGUUGUAGGCUGUGGUGUCACUUCUCCCUUAUAAGCGAUAGGGAUCGUUAUUCCUUUUUCAUUUGCUUCUCUUCCUUAAAAGACCUUCGACCUCUAGUAGAAACGAUAUCGUCAGUUUAAGGCACCUCUUGAAAUGGUCGACACGUGCCCAAUUUUACCGCAAGAUAAUAUCUAGGGUUUCUUAGCAUCUUACGAGAUCGAGAAGGUAGCGAAGACUUCCCGAGGAUCUACACCAAUAAGAAGGGUGCCUUACUUUGCUGUACAGGGGUCUUUCCAAGAACCGGAAGUUUCAACGUUUUGAGAUUUUUCUCCCUUUUCUAUCGUACGGUUCCAUCGUGGCACGUGCGAUGGAAUUUCGAAGAAUCUUCGCUCCCGUUUUGGAAAGUUAAUUGAAAUUUUUCCGUAAAUUUAAAUGCCAAUCUGCACAUCAUGUGAUCCUUCGUCCCCUGGACUAAGGGUGGGCUCACAUAUGCGAUGUGUGGAUAUGAAAAUUGAAAUAGUUUUUCGUGGAUGUAGAUUAGCUUAAAUGAUGGGUGUAGAGUGGUUGCAAACAGCCGGUCUAACGAGGGUCACGACAUGCGGAUGAUUGAUCAAUCGAUUUUUUUUUUCGAUAUUCUCCCUUAAGUUUCGUUUCUCCCUGCAAUGUUUUUGGGGAUAUUCAAAUUGAACUGUAAAUUAUAGCGCGUGCGCUAUGUCAGUUCCGGUAGCCUCGAGCCGUUAAUAUUCACCGGAAUGUUCUUCAAGGGGAAAGUGAAAAGUAUUUCUCUUCUGUUCGCUUUUGAAAAUAAUUCAUUAAGAAACCUUCUCCUAACAAGACAGAAAACGGACAUUUAAUUUCUCGCUCAUUACUUAUCCUAGAUCAGCUUGAGAUGAGUUUGACGACAUUUCGAGUUUAAACGGCACGUAUCGAAUCGUCAGCGUAUAAUCGCUGUUGAGAUCUAACCUUGUAGUGUCGAGAUUUGUAUAAAAAAGUAUAUCUCAAUUUUGAAACACCAACUUUUUCAGGACUUCGUCCAACAAUAGGUGCAAAAUGGUGACGCAGCACGCCUAAUACGAUUAACGCCGAGUGCUGCGAAUGGGAUUAAAUCCUGCCCGGUCCUCUGUGGCACGUCCAUCCAAAGCCGCUUUCGAAGUGCAAGCGCUCAUUUUCCCUCUGUACUCGAGACCAGGGAUUGCCCUUUGCACUGCUGCUCGAAGCAGCCGGGAGCUCGUUGCAUAAAACGUUCCGAGCUACUCGUGAGGCCACAAUAUCUCGCAACACAACUGACCCUUGACGGUGGAGUGGAGGCAUGGCAUGUUGAACCAUUCCCCGAACUUAUAGCAAUGGAAAAAAGGACCUCUAAAACAACGGGCGUAAGAUCAAUGGGAAAAAGCGUAUGCCACAUUCCGAUCCACACAUUUGCUGCGCCGAAUGCAACGACCGUAACGGAAGGAUAAUGAGGUCCGAAGAAACUGAGACCUAAAGAUUAUUCCGUGUGUCCGUAGUAGAGCAACAACAACACACCGCAAAGCAACAAGAAGCGCCUGUAAGGCACCUUCAGACUCAGAAUGCUUUAGGAUGGGACGAUAAAUCUUUACUUCGCGCGUUUGCCGAAC